Micropterus salmoides (largemouth bass) is the source of this 1228-nucleotide messenger RNA. RefSeq names its product microfibril-associated glycoprotein 4-like. The coding region runs from base 189 to 908 and encodes 239 amino acids. The record is from RefSeq and is a predicted model, not a curated record. Gene Ontology annotation, biological process: elastic fiber assembly. The transcript has 7 exons. Lineage: Eukaryota; Metazoa; Chordata; Actinopteri; Centrarchiformes; Centrarchidae.
GCUGUGACAUCACAGCGCCUUCUGUAGAUAUAAGUAGUGAAGUUGUGAGAGUGUGACAGACUGAAGGAGAAGCAGCAGUUUGUUUCCUCUGAAGGUGAAGCCGCAACGUCUCCUCAGUUCAACCUGCAGGUGAGUUCAGACAGAGCAUCAGACGGAUCCACAUCAGCAGUUUCAGCAGAAAUCUGACAAUGAAGCUGGUAUCAGUCGUCUUCCUCCUCCUGGCUCCUCUGUUGACCAGCUGCCAGCAGCUCGUCCAACCGGUGGACUGCAGUGACAUCUACAAACAAGACAAGAGCGUCCCCAGUGGAGUGUACACCAUCUAUCCCCUUGGAGAGAGGUCUGCUGUCCAGGUGUACUGUGACAUGAAAUCAGAAGGAGGUCGCUGGACGGUGUUCCAGAGGAGGAUGGACGGCACCGUGAACUUCUACAGGGGCUGGGAUCAGUACAAGCUGGGCUUUGGUAGCGCUGCUGGAGAGUACUGGCUCGGUCUUGAGAACAUCUACCAACUGACUAAGCACAGAAAAUAUGAGCUGCUGGUCGACAUGGAGGACUUUAAGGGGAAGAAAGUGUUUGCUCGCUACUCUUCAUUCUCCAUCGCUUCAGAGUGUAACGGAUAUAAACUGAGUGUAUCUGGAUUCAUCAAUGGAGGGGCGGGAGACUCCUUGACUUAUCACAACGGAAUGAAGUUCACCACCUUUGACAAAGACCAGGACUCUUCAUCCAGGAACUGUGCCAGAUCAUUCCUGGGGGCGUUCUGGUACAACGACUGUCACCAUACAAACCCCAACGGGGUUUAUCGCUGGGGGGCUGACAAGACCAUCUCUUCUGUUGGAGUGGCGUGGUACUAUUGGAAGGGUUGGAACUACUCCCUGAAGACCUUCAGCAUGAAGAUCCGUCCUGUGCAGUAGUUCUCCUGGACCAACGUACAGCAGAAUAUCAGCAGCUGAUCUCUCUCCUGAUUUCUUUCUCUUUCUCUCAUUAAGCAUGUAAUCUCACAACGGGCCUUAUUUUCCUGAAACUGGGCACGAGCACAAUCCACCAGCAGCAGAACACCAACUCAGAUUAGUCCUUUUUGUUACCAUCUGUGGCUCAAAGCGGCCCAGAAUCUUGAAAUGGAAACAGAUAUUUAGAGUCUGAUUGUGUGAAAAGCUGAUAGUGACAGGUUUGAAACCCUUGUGUGAAUCAUUAUCUGCUAUACGCUGACAAUAAAUAAGAAGCUGAGCAUUAA